Molecule: messenger RNA, 294 nt
Organism: Gongylonema pulchrum
Lineage: Eukaryota; Metazoa; Nematoda; Chromadorea; Rhabditida; Gongylonematidae
Source: the annotation of a GenBank genome assembly
AUGAGGAAGGGCGAUACAGAACUGAAGAAGCAACGGAUGUCGAUGGUUAUGGAUCCAUUUUAUCCCAGUGAGCCGUCCCAAUCACCGCAUAGCUCUGCUUCAACCGUAAGCCCAGGACUCGACGAAAGUUACAAUGACGCUGGUGGCGAGCUGACCGCAGGAACUCCAACAACCUCAGUGGGUGCCCUCUGCACUGUAUUAGUGAUAAAACUGGUGGUGGUCGUGAUGAUAUUGGACCAGCUAGGAAGCGAUGUCGUCGAGAUUCACCGAGGCAACACCACCAAGCAAAAGUAG